AUUCUAUUUAUAGAUUCUCUAUUAUUUUUAUUCACAUCCGCCAUCGCCUUCUUCUCUCUGAUUUUCUCUCCAACACCCACCUCUUGAAAUUCAAUUUCUGGAUAGAAAAUAGUAGAAAAGUUUCUUAACUACCUGUGAUACAAUGACGGUUUCUUCUGGUGAAAACUCUGCUGAUAGCAAAUGUUCACUAUCUGGACUUGCUCCUCUUGAAGCGGUGCUGUUUGAUAUUGAUGGAACUCUAUGUGAUUCAGAUCCUCUGCACUACUAUGCCUUCCGAGAAUUGCUUCUGCAGAUAGGCUAUAAUGGCGGAGUUCCAAUAACGGAGGAAUUCUUCAUUGAGAAUAUUGCUGGCAAACAUGGUGAUGAUGUCGCUAGGGGCAUCUUCCCUGACUGGGACCUCGAGAAGGGCUUAAAAUUCAUGGAUGAUAAGGAAGCUUUGUUUCGAAAAUUUGCGAAAGAACAAGUGAAGCCUUUAGAUGGCCUACAAAAGAUAAGGAAAUGGAUUGAAGAUCGAGGCUUGAAACGGGCUGCAGUUACUAAUGCUCCAAGACCAAAUGCUGAACUCAUGAUCUCACUUCUCGGCCUCUCUGAUUUCUUCCAGGCAGUUGUUAUUGGCAGCGAAUGUGAUUGUGCCAAACCAUUCCCAGACCCCUACUUGAAGGCUCUUGAAGUCCUCCAAGUGUCAAAGGAUAACACAUUCAUCUUCGAGGAUUCUGCUUCGGGGAUUAAGGCUGGGGUGGCUGCCGGAAUGCCUGUUGUUGGUUUAACUACCAGGAAUCCUGAAAGCUCGUUGAUGGAAGCAAAACCCGUCUUUCUCAUACGUGAUUACGAUGAUCCCAAAUUGUGGGCGGCUUUGGCAGAGCUUGAUCAGAAGGGAGCUCCAGGAGCAGCAGCUACUGCUUAAAACUACUAUUUGUGUAGUUACACAAAUGGAACAUUACUGAGAAAGUAUUACUAAACUACUAACUAUUAGGAACGAUUGUGCCCAUGUGAAAUCUAAUUGGGUUUUGGGCACCUAGCCCUUGAAAUUUGCUUAGCCUUCAAUCAAAUUGCUUAAAAUAUAGGACAUAUUUUAUCCAUUGUUUGGUAGAUGUCUUAUCAAAUAUGAAAUAAAAUAAGGUCAGAUAUACCCAAACCUUCUUUA
This is a messenger RNA of Vitis riparia (riverbank grape), 1144 nucleotides long. RefSeq names its product haloacid dehalogenase-like hydrolase domain-containing protein Sgpp. The transcript has 5 exons. Lineage: Eukaryota; Viridiplantae; Streptophyta; Magnoliopsida; Vitales; Vitaceae. The coding region runs from base 143 to 904 and encodes 253 amino acids. The record is from RefSeq and is a predicted model, not a curated record.